AGUGUAUAUAUUAUUAAGAGAUCGUUUACUUGAAAAAUGUGCUGCAAAUACAUGUCAUUUGUCUGCAUUGAAAACUAAUUGAAAUGAAAAACAAAAAAAAGAAAAUCCAAGAAAUGGUGAUUGAAAUAUUUUCGGCAUGGGACUUAAACUAACAUUGAAUUUAUUAAAAAUCUAUAUCAACUCCUGUGUUUUAGGCCACAAUGCCAAUGUCAGUAUUUUUACAUUUAGUGUCACUGCUUCUAUAAACAAGCAGACAUAUAAAUAUUAAAGAAUUCAUCGUUUCCCCCUCUAAAUAUGGCACUUCUGAGAGCAUUUUAUAAUGUCAUGUUAUUAUAUAAUGUUAACUGAAUAAAUUAAAUGUGGAAAAACACAGUUAAUCUAAACUAUUUAGAGAGCGUGUUCCUGGUGUAUGGCCUGUAUAGAGAGAUACUGUGUCAGAGGACCCACAGAGUACAUCUAAACUCCCAGCUGAUUGUGCCUUAACAUGCAUUUUUAAACAGUUGAGUCAAUAUUUUUUAAAGUUAUUAAAAAAUAUUGAUCUUCAGAAAUGUGAAAAUAUGUUAGUUCAAUCUGAAACAUACCUACAGAACUGUGACAAGGAGAGUGCUUAUAAUUGGUACGUGUUCAUACAUUUUUUGAAGCCUAUAUCAAGAGGGGUGGGGUCAGCAAGAUCCAAGAUAAGCUUUAACAAUGUUAAACCUAAAUAAAUAAUUAUGUUGUACUAAUAUUUCAGCUGUCUUUGCAGUUUAAUGUCAUCGCCCUUUAACACCGCCGCUUAAGCAUUACACACUUUUACUCUGCUGCUGUAAAAGUCUUUGUUAUCUUGUGACUUUGUGUCACACUGUUUUGCAAGACAGCAACGCAGACCGGUACUUUGCUCUUGUGUCCUCACUGAGGCCUCCCAGUGACAUCAAGUUACAUCAUGUUACAAGCUAAACUCAAGUCUAGAACUGAAAGAAAGUAAGAAUGUAAUAAUAAAAAAAGAGGAUGAUGCUGAUUAAGUUGCUCAUUCUGGAAAGUGAAAUCUGUGAGCACUGUAGUUUAAAUGUCUCACCUAGCAGUAAAUUGCUAAAAGUGCACAGUCAGAGGUCAACAGAGGUCAUUACAUAAAGUCUUGUUUCCUAUUGAUUUCUUUCUCUCUCUCUCUCUCUCUCUCUCUGUCUGUUUAUUUGCUCUAGUAGUGACAGAUUUGCAAAUAGAGUUAAAGUUAACAAGGAUGCGGGGUGACUGACACAUGUUUCCAAUGAUUGGGAGCACACAGUCCGUCGUUACUGUGUCAUUCUGUUCAAACACACAACAGAGGCAACAUGAGGCUGUGGGCCGCCGUGCUGCUGCUCGCUCUGAUCACACACACUUUGGCUGCUGAUGAGUCCUGUAUGAAUCGCUGUGAGAAUGGCUUUGACUCUCUGAGGACGUGCCAGUGUGACUCCAUGUGCAAGUACUACAAGAGCUGCUGCUCCGACUUUGAGGUCACCUGUGGCAUGACAACUCGUGGAGACACUUUUGAGUUAGCAGAGGACGAUGAUGAUGAAAGCCCCACUCAAGCCCCUGAACUGCCUUUACCAGGCCAGUCUUUCACCUCCCGCAGCCGUCAGCAGGAGCCCACACGACGACCCGUGUCAGACUUCAGACCACAGCAGCGUCCAGAAACCACACCAGAAAUGACCAGACCCCCUCGACUGAUGUAUGCCAUUCUUCCAAGAAGCCCCGUCAUACAAAUUCCGCUCAUUUCACAACUGAUCCCAACCACACAGGAAUCCCCCAACACUCCUCAACCCACUGAGACUGAAACAGCAGCUGAGACAACCACUGUUCCUGUGACAACGGCCACCACUGAGGCCCCUGACCCAGACGCAAAAGUCUGCAGUGAGCGGCCUUUUGACUCCUUCAUGCAGCUAAAGAAUGGCUCCAUUUAUGCCUUCAGAGGGGACUACUUUUUCGAGUUGGACCAGAAGUCGGUUCUUCCUGGUUAUCCAAAGCUCAUAAAGGACGUGUGGGGGAUCAGUGGGCCCAUUGAUGCUGCCUUCACCCGGGUCAACUGUCAAGGGAAGACUUAUAUCUUCAAGGGGAACAAGUACUGGAGGUUUGAUGACGGUGUGCUGGAUGACGACUACCCUCGAGAUAUCAGUGUGGGCUUUGAUAAGAUUCCUGAUCAUGUGGAUGCAGCGUUUGCUCUGCCUGCUCCUGGUCACAAUGGGAAAGAGAGGGUGUAUUUUUUCAAAGGGGAUCAGUAUCACAUGUACGAGUUUCUGCACCAGCCAUCUCAUGAGGAGUGCGUCUCCAUGUCUGAGAGGUCUCCCUCCACUCUGUUCAGACAUUACACUGAUGUUUACUACAACAACUAUGAGCACUUCUUCAGUGAGCUUUUCUCUGACUUGCCUCAGCAUCACGACAAACACCAUUUCAUCGACAAGGACUGGAAGGGCCUCAAGUCUCCUCUGGAUGCUGCCAUGGCGGGCAGAAUUUACGUCACACCACCAAGAUCCCGCAACGACUACUUGCCUGAUCAGCAGUGGAAUCAACAGCAAGGCCAGCAGUGGAACCGGCAGUACCAGCAGUACGGGCAGCAGUGGGACCAGCAGUACGGGCAGCAGUGGGGUCGAAGGAGGCAGAGCCGUUCUCCCUUCUGGGGUACCAUGGCAGAGCGGGGGAUGAACAUGGGCCAGGAGUUUGCAGAACGGGGGAUGGAAAUGGGUCUGAGGUUGGCAGAGAGGAGGAUGGAGAUGGAAGAGAGGCUCGGCAGGGACUGGGACAGGCAAGACCGGGACCAGGACAGACGGAGGGACAGUAACAGACAGAACAACAGAGGAGACAAGUCUGUCUUGCAGGUGGUCCGUCUGCCCAUACAGAGCGUCUACUUCUUUAAAGGAGAUAAAUACUACAGAGUGGACCUGAAGACCAAGAGAGUCGACCCCGCCAUGCCUCCAUACCCCAGGUCCAUCGCCAAGUACUGGCUUGGCUGCUCAGGCACCACAGGGGCAGAGAAGUAGUCUAAGAUCUUUUCAGUCUUUGCACAAGAUGUAUUAGAAAUGGGAAAAGUGUGUCACACAUGUUCAGUGUAAUAAACAACUAGUUGAUCUUUAGCUUCAGUAAAUAUUGGAGAUCAGUGGUCAAAGUCCAGCUGGUUGAUUUUCUGAACUGCGUUGUGAACAUCAGCUGACCUGCUUAUUAAACACAACUUCACUGAAAAUAGUCUUGAUUGUGUAUUUUAGUAAAUAUGUUAACACUCAUACUACUACUAUACUUUACUAGUACUUUACUAUAUUACUUUAUGCUAUAGCACCGUUUACAGUGUUUUACUACACUUCAUUUAUAUAACAACUUUGGACACUGUUAGUUUGCAGAAUACUUUCAUAAAUACAGAUAAUCAACUUACAAAGCACAGUACAACUUCUAACUAAUCCGUUUAUAAAGUAGUUAAAGUUCUCUCCACCUCAACCUGCUGUGAUUUAAAAACGCUGCUUACAUCGGAAGAAAGACUUAAACAAUGUGAUUCAAAUGAGUGUUUAUCUUUUACAAAAGUGUCACUUUGCCCAUUGUGUUUAUACUUUUAUGAUGUUCAGUUCAUUUGCUGUUUAAACUUUAGUAUUUUGGGGCACUGAUAGCCUAGCGGGUAUGUUGUGCGCCUCAUGUACAGAGGCUAUAGUCCUCGUCACAGAAGCCGUGGGUUCAAAUCCGACCUUGGCCCUUUGCUGCGUGUCAUCCCCCACUCUCUCACCUUCCACUAUUUCCUGUCUCUCUUUAGCUGCCUCAUCUAAUAAAGGCAAAAAGGCAAGAAAAAUAACUUUGAAUACAGGAAAUGUAUUCCUUUAAAGAGUAUUUUUGCAGAUUGGUAUUGUUACUUAUAUUAAAUAUAAAUAUAUGUACUUCUUCCACCACAGCACUGUGUACUCUACAGUUCAGGGAGGUGUAUCUAUAAACUAGAACAUGUUUAUUUGCUUUAUCAGUGGUAAACAUAGAUACAGUUAACAGUGAGAAAAAUGAACAUUCAUAACAUGAUACAGGUAUUAUACGAUAAAGGGACAUACGAUUUUAGUGUAAAGUUGUACAGUUGUCCCCUUGAAUGUAAAGACAUAUCUGUAGUUGUAUUAAAUGGUGGGUGUUUUGUGUCAACAGCAAAGGUCAGGACGUAGAUGUGGAAACAUUUUUUAACACUUUAUGAUAUCUUCUGCCUGGUAUAAGAGGGCAAAAACGUCUACUACGAUACACUGUUAAUGGAAUUAUAUUGUAUUUUACAAGCUUUAAACGUAUCUUAAGGAUGUAUCGUGUACUCAUUGUGUAAACACAGUCUGUGGCUGUGUGUUUUUCAUCCAUGACCAAUAAAAACAUGACGUCAGCAGCUGA
This is a messenger RNA of Labrus bergylta (ballan wrasse), 4344 nucleotides long. RefSeq names its product vitronectin a (gene vtna). Gene Ontology annotation, molecular function: scavenger receptor activity; polysaccharide binding; extracellular matrix binding. Gene Ontology annotation, biological process: immune response; cell adhesion mediated by integrin; cell-matrix adhesion. Lineage: Eukaryota; Metazoa; Chordata; Actinopteri; Labriformes; Labridae. The record is from RefSeq and is a predicted model, not a curated record.